CCCGUUAGCAUGGUUAGCUUGUUAUGAGCGUGUCCAGGAGGUUCUGGUUCUGUUCAGCAACAAUGUGUUCCGUUGAGCCUCUGAGAGAGUUUAUCAGAGAGAGACUAACUGCUGCUGCUGAAGAAAUCUUCACCCAGCUGGAAAAAACCAUCGUCCAGUACGAGGAGGAGAUCGACCGGCAGCGGAGACUGCUGGACCUCAGCUGGAGACCCCGAACCGAGCCGAACCCCGCAGUUCUCCCGCAGACCUGCACCUGCAGGCGGGUUCUAGACAAGAUGAGCUCCGGUCUGGACCUGGAGGAACCAGAACUCCCACAGAUUAAAGAAGAACAGGAGGAAUCAGAGCCUGAGCUGGACAAAGAUGAAUAUGUAGAAGUGCACAUCAGUGAGGAUGAAGAGGAGCUGGGGCUGAAGCAGGAAACGGACCCAGACGAACCAGAACCAGAGCAGAACCAGGCUCGGUCCCAAAGCUCUGCAGAAGCUGAGAAGGUGGAUCAGAAAGGAGGUGAUGAAGAAGCAGAGAAGGAACCUGACGGGGUAGGAACGUCUGCCAAUUCUGAGGCUGGGGCUGGUUCUGACCCGAAUAGAAAACCCUCUCAGUGUGACGUGUGUGGAAAACAUUUCACUCAGAGUUACAACAUGAGGGCUCAUCGCCGGAUCCACUCAGGCGAGCGGCCGUACUCCUGCCAGGUCUGCGGGAAGAACUUCAUCAAGUACGACAACAUGCUGGUCCACAUCAGAACCCACACGGGUCAGAAACCUUACUCCUGUCCGACCUGCAGCAAGCGCUUCAGCCAGCGCAGCAACCUCACCUUCCACAUGAGGAUCCACGUCGGCGACAAGCCCUUCACCUGCAACACUUGCGGGAAGAGCUUCACCUCCAGCGGCCACCUCACCAUCCACAGGAGAACCCACACAGGAGAGAGGCCCUACCUGUGCAACGUCUGUGGGAAGAGCUUCAGCCAGAGCGGCGGCCUGUCGGCCCACCGGAGGACUCACACCGGUGAGCGGCCGUUUACCUGCAAGGUGUGCGGCAAAGCCUUCAUCAGGAGCGACGAGUUGCUGGUCCACAUUCGGAUCCACACCGGGGAGAAGCCGUACACCUGCAAGAUCUGCUCUCGGAGCUUCGCCCGCAGUUGCCACCUGACCACCCACAUGAGGACCCACACCGGGGAGAAGCCCUACUCCUGCCGAAUGUGUGGAAAGAGCUUCAGCGAGAAACGCAGCCUGACUGCCCACGUCAGAACGCACACAGGCGAGAGGCCGUUCUCCUGCGACAUCUGCCACAAGGCCUUCACAGACAGACGCAACCUGGCCGCUCACGCCAGGACCCACACGGGCGAGAAGCCCUUCUCCUGCUGCAUCUGUGGAAGGAGCUUUGCAGAGAACCGGAGCCUGACGGGCCACAUGGCCACACACACGGGCGAGCGGCCAUUUUCCUGCAAAGUCUGCCAAAAGGGCUUCAGUCAGAGCGGCAAGCUGGCCACUCACAUGAGGCAACACAGAGAAGAGAACGUUUAGGUGCACCUGCUGAUUUUAUUCAGAAGAAGAAACUGGAAAGCAGAAGAAGCUCCUUAAGUCACUGUAUUUGUAGCAGCAUAAAAUACCUCUAGGGAAUAAAUUUGGUUGGUGUUAAUAAGUCAUAUUUAGGGCUUCUGUUUAAAUAAAAAUAAAAAAUUCAAAGUCCAGUUCUGGUGUCCUGAGCAACAGAAUUGAGCUCAGAGCCUCUUCUCACAAAGGAACUCCUGGCUAGGUCGCCAUAUUUAGCGCUGGACUCGCUAGGUGGUCCGACUGCAGGGACGACUCUCCCAGAUCUGUCCUCUUGUUUACACGAAGGUGUCCGUCUCAACGGUUCUGGGUUGAACCGGUGGAAGUGCGAAGUGAUGUGUGAUUGGUCAGGAGUUUGUGGAUGUGUUUUAUGUAGAAAUGCGCUAAGACAGCAGUAUUGAUAUUUCACUAGUUCGCUUCCACUAUCUGGUUUGUGUAUCUGCAGGCGACACGAAUACAUGUGUAGCCGGGGCAUUUUGUCCCUGGAAGUAUGUUCCUGCGCACUCUUCCUGUUACCCAUAUAUGGAAGACGCUGUUACAGAGCAUAAAACCUGACUCGACUGAUUACCUGACUCGUUAUGGAGGCAGGUAAUCAGCACCCAGCAGGUAGAUCGCUGAGGAGACCAGAGGUAUGAUCCUUAACACUGGUCUUGGUUUUGUUUCUGAUUCCUCCCCUUCAUUUCUGAAGGCAACAUCCUUUUUAGAGGGAGUGACACACAGAGCGCCGUUGACUGAUUUCACUUCUGAGGAGGUAAAAGCCACUUAUUUUAUUGUUUGGCUACUUAAGGUGCUUGUCUAUCUUUGUCCCUUUUGUGUGUAGGUUGGGCUGCUACUGUUUCAGUUUAGUUUAGUUCAAAUUAGAAUUAUUUCUUCUUGGUAGAUAUUAUUGAUUAAAAUUAGUGGUGUGCUGAUUGCAGGGGCGCCAUAUUCGGGGGAAAUGUAGGACAAUUCCUAAUGUGGAGGGCCCCUAACCAACAGAGGGCCCUCCACAAUUUAUUUAUGUAUUUUCAUAGAAAUAACAAAAAAUUGGGCCCCUGUCAAUAACAAAAUUAGUCAUAUUGUGUUUUCUAAGAUUGUUUUUAGCAGUAAAAAUCAAAUGUUCUCCCUCCCAGACCAAAAUGCACAUAUCCACCCUGAACCUCCUGGAUCUGCAGGAAAUGGUUUCUUCCUGCUUGGAGCUUCAGGUGUUCAGCAGCAGACAGUGGAAAACAGGAACGGCUGUGGCUGUUACUAUGCUGCUAAGAAAUAUAACAAAGUUAGGUUUUCAAAAAAUAGAGACAGAGAGAGAGA
Messenger RNA from Xiphophorus maculatus (southern platyfish), 2837 nucleotides. RefSeq names its product zinc finger protein 501-like. The transcript has 2 exons. NCBI's taxonomy places the organism in Eukaryota, Metazoa, Chordata, Actinopteri, Cyprinodontiformes, Poeciliidae. Gene Ontology annotation, molecular function: DNA-binding transcription factor activity; RNA polymerase II cis-regulatory region sequence-specific DNA binding. The record is from RefSeq and is a predicted model, not a curated record. Bases 24 to 1520 code for a protein of 498 amino acids. Gene Ontology annotation, biological process: regulation of transcription by RNA polymerase II.